AUGACUUUCAAGUCUUCUGAGCAAGAAGAGAAUGCCACGAACUACACAGAUUACAGCUCCUUCACAUGGGAUUAUGGUGAUACCGUUGAACUAUGUGUCAAAGAAUCCAAUCGCCAGUUCCGCCUUUGGUUCAUGUCUAUCUUCUUCUCCUUCACCUGCUUCCUGGGGCUGACGGGGAACCUGCUGGUCAUCCUCACCUUCUUCUAUUUCAAUCGUCUCAAGACCAUGACGGACGUGUACCUGCUCAACCUGUCAUUUGCAGACCUGCUCUUUUCUCUGUCGCUCCCCUUUUGGGCAGCCAACUCCAUGGCUGAAUGGGCGCUGGGUUUGGCCGUGUGCAAGGCCAUGCACACUAUCUACAAGGUCAGCUUCUACAGCAGCAUGUUCCUCCUCUCUUUAAUCAGUGUGGACCGGUACUUUGCCAUAGCCAAGGCUGUCUCUGCUUACCGCCACCGCUCCCGAGCGGUGUUUCUCAGCAAAGUGUCAUCAGCUGUCAUCUGGGUGAUGGCACUGAUUUUCUCCACACCAGAAAUGAAGUACACCACCAUCAAUAACAACACCUGCACCCCUUACUCUAGCAGUAUUGACCCGCUCCGUGUCAGCCUGCAGACAAGCCAGAUUAUUUUGGGUUUUGCCCUGCCACUCCUGGUCAUGUGCUUCUGUUACAGCAGCAUUGUCCAGACCCUUUGCCAGGCUCAAAGCUUUGAACGGAAUAAGGCCAUCAAGGUGAUUCUGGCUGUGGUAGCCGUUUUUGUGGUCUGCCAGGUCCCCUAUAAUGUGGUUCUAUUUUGGAACACAAUUGUCGCUGCAAAUGGAGGAAUCAUAAAAUGUGAGUAUGACAACAACCUCCUCUAUGCCACCGACGUCACCCAGUGUGUGGCCUUCCUGAGGUGCUGCCUGAACCCCUUUGUCUAUGCCUUUAUCGGAGUGAAGUUUCGACACGACCUUCUGAAGCUCCUGAAGGAGCUGGGUUGCAUGAGCCAGGAGAGGUUCUACAGGUAUACCUGUGGCAGGAGGAGGAGCUCAGCGGCCACUGAUACUGACACCACCACCACAUUCUCUCCCUAAAACUAUCCCAGUACGGACAGAAUACCUGUUCACACCAACUGACCACACAAUGGACUGUUGAAAAUGAGGUUUAAAGAAAGAUUCAAAUCGAAAUAUAUUUCACAUGUACAUAUCAGAAGUUGUUAUACACGGAAUGAUAGUUAUAUAUGAUUUUACUGUGUUUUUAUUGUUUUUAUCUCAUUGUCAGUGUCAGCUCUUAAGAUUAAGAAAGGCGUUGCCGAUUUUUUUGCUUCUGGGUAAUAUAUCGAUAUUUUUAGUAAUUCAAGAAAUGUGUUGUGUUACACAAUCUCAUGUACAAUAAACAGCAAUUGUAUACGAAUCCCUUAUAUGUAUGUAUUGUAUUUUAUACUAUUU
Molecule: messenger RNA, 1422 nt
Organism: Scomber japonicus (chub mackerel)
Lineage: Eukaryota; Metazoa; Chordata; Actinopteri; Scombriformes; Scombridae
Gene: ccr7
Product: chemokine (C-C motif) receptor 7
Exons: 2
Coding region: 1-1068 (355 amino acids)
Biological process (GO): inflammatory response; G protein-coupled receptor signaling pathway; chemotaxis
Cellular component (GO): membrane
Molecular function (GO): C-C motif chemokine 19 receptor activity; chemokine (C-C motif) ligand 21 binding; chemokine (C-C motif) ligand 19 binding
Source: RefSeq, a predicted model, not a curated record